Penicillium alfredii is the source of this 426-nucleotide messenger RNA. Its product is annotated as Actin-binding cofilin/tropomyosin type. Lineage: Eukaryota; Fungi; Ascomycota; Eurotiomycetes; Eurotiales; Aspergillaceae. The record is from RefSeq and is a predicted model, not a curated record. Bases 1 to 426 code for a protein of 141 amino acids. The transcript has 2 exons.
AUGAACCAAAAUACGUACCAAGCCGACGGCGGUGCCAACAUGUCAGUUGAUGACCGUGCAAUGGCCGCACCAAGGGAUUUGCAAGAGGGUGGACUGGUACAGCUUUUAAGGAAGUGCUCCUCCUGGAUGUUAAUUCAGAAUACGGCGGUUGAUCUCGCCGAGGAUCUCAUCAUGCCUGUCAAGUCUGAAAAAGAGGUUGACUCCGACGCUAUUGCCGGACAUAUCACUCGAUCACCAUUAAUUUACUCGUUCUACCACUACCCGGGAUCUGACUCUGUGAUCUUUAUAUCCACUCCCUCUUCUGACCUAUCGGUCAAAAUGCGCAUAGCCCAUAUUAGGGUGCGGAAUGAGGCAAUGGCAGCCGGCGAGAAGGGGGGACUCACAAUUGCCAAGAAGGUAUAUUGCCCUCUAUCUUGCACUUCAUAA